AUGAUUCUGCCAGAGGUAAACAAACAAGAGGUCGGUGAUGCUGUCGUAGCUGUGGUGGCCUUAACUGUGAAGAAUUUGUGUGGAUUUGGGAUAAAUAUAUGAUUAAACGACCAAGAUGGAGGUGAUUGUGGCUAACGUGGAUAAGAUGACCUUCGACAUGGAGACCCAGCUGGAGGAACAAGUGGGGGCUCAGACACUGCCCUUCCCUGGCAUGGACAAAUCCAUAGCUGCAGUGUGUACAUUUUAUAUGCGUGGGAACUGCAGCAAAAGUGUCAACUGCCCAUUCCGUCAUGUUCGAGGAGACAGAACAGUGGUGUGUAAACACUGGCUGCGUGGACUAUGCAAGAAGGGUGACCAGUGUGAAUUCCUCCAUGAGUAUGAUAUGUCAAAAAUGCCAGAGUGUUACUUCUACUCUCGUUUCAAUGCCUGCCACAACAAAGAGUGCCCAUUCUUACACAUAAACCCAGAUAUGAAGAUGAAGGAUUGUCCAUGGUAUGACAGAGGAUUUUGCCGUCACGGUCCUCAGUGUCGAAAUCGUCACGUACGGCGGGUUCUUUGCAUGAACUAUUUCUCGGGUUUCUGUCCAGAGGGAUCAGGCUGCAAAUUCAUGCACCCGAGGUUUGAGCUGCCACAGGUGAUGGACGACAAGCAGCUACCACACAAGAAACAGGGUAUCACCUGUCACUACUGCGGGGAAUCUGGUCACAAAGCCUCUCACUGCUACAGGGCUAAUCCAGAACUGAGAGAACAAAAUGCAAUAAUUAGUUUAGCUUCAGGUGGACCGAGGAACCAGCCAGGCAAAGAGAAUUCCGGCCCUCCUAUACCUCACCACAUUGAUAACAAUCGCUUGGACAACAUCAUUUGUUUCAAGUGUGGGCAACAGGGACACUUUGCCAACAGAUGUUCAAAGGGGCAGUUUGCCUUCCUCAGCUCUGGUAACUAAAAUUCAAUGGAAAUUUUUUUUUAACAUUUAAUUUAUGAUGAUAAUCUUUAUUAAGAUUUUUGAUGAAAAUAGAUUAUUUAAUAACAUUUAAUACUAUAAACAUGGAUUACAUUAUGUAUGUUUCCUGAAUGUCUGAAUGAAAAAGUAAAUAUGAACUUCUA
This is a messenger RNA of Homarus americanus (American lobster), 1104 nucleotides long. It is a transcript of the gene Clp, whose product is annotated as cleavage and polyadenylation specificity factor subunit 4-like. NCBI's taxonomy places the organism in Eukaryota, Metazoa, Arthropoda, Malacostraca, Decapoda, Nephropidae. Gene Ontology annotation, molecular function: RNA binding; zinc ion binding. The transcript has 6 exons. The record is from RefSeq and is a predicted model, not a curated record. The coding region runs from base 116 to 943 and encodes 275 amino acids.